Coregonus sp. 'balchen' is the source of this 5246-nucleotide messenger RNA. The record is from the annotation of a GenBank genome assembly. NCBI's taxonomy places the organism in Eukaryota, Metazoa, Chordata, Actinopteri, Salmoniformes, Salmonidae.
UGUCAAUGAAACAGAACAUAAUUUGUGCAUUUCACUAGGCAUCAAUUAUUACUUUGCCAAAACGCAAUAAAAGGCAUAGGCAGCACUUUUCGCAUUGAGAGAAAGAGCAACUUUCCAAAGGACUUGGAAUAAGAUAAACCAACAACAGCAAGCCAGACAUUGUCCAAUCAUAAACAUUGGCUAAAUCUGAGGAUCUAUACUACUUUUAGCCUUCUUUACACUCCUGUCUUGGAUUUGACACUGGAUGAAAGAAAGUUCACUGUCUGAUGAGAUCAUAAACUGAGGUUAAGCGGAAAUUGGACCAAUGUCACGACAAAUUUCAGCGUUGGAAUAGACCACAAACCUCUAGCUGUCUCCAGAUCUAUUAAGGCACAGUCGGGCGGACCACUCCACCGAACUGGGGAGAAUGACAUCUCACCUGGGCAGACUGACACCACUGUUGUGGAUCCUUUGGAGUUUCAGUAAGUUAUGUAUUCAUUAUUUAAUGUUUAGACUAUGAGAAAUAACACUGCAAUAGGGCUAAGUAAGGCGCUAUGAACAAAAUAACACACAACAAUGACAACUAUAUACAACUAAAGCGCUGCAUUUUUAUUUUGGUUUAUCUAUAGUCCUAUGUAUUUUGGUAAUUGACCUAGCAAGUCGUUUUUUAUAUAAGUAUUUAAAUAAAUAGGCUACUGCCAACUUUGGCUCUUGUUCAGCUUCCUGGGUUAGUCUUUGCUGGAUUAGAUGAACAACACUUGAGGAGAUAUUUCAGGAAAAACAGGUUACUGUUGAUCAAUUUCCCCCCUCAUGUCUGUGAUUCAGUCUGACUCCUAUCCUGUGCACUCUCUCUCUCUCUUUCUCUCUCUGACACACAUCUGUCUGUAUGGGGAUAAGAGAAGGAUUGCAGAAGGCGCCAAUUGACCUAUACUGUAUUUAUAUAAGCUGAUGUAUAAUGACUGUUUUUAAAUGAGGAAAACAGAGACAUGGUUUGUGUGAGACAGAGACAGAGUGAGAGAGACAGAGCGAGAGAGAGACAGAGAGAGAGAGAGAGAGAGAGAGAGAGAGAGAGAGAGAGAGAGAGAGAGAGAGAGAGUAUGUCUCUUAUCCUGACAGUGUGUAUUUAAUCAUGCUCAGAGGAGAUGAGAGACAGUCAGUCAGACAGACGGGCCGGAUGCUGUGUCAUAGGUGGAGUGUUAUGCCAGUAAUGUGGCACAGGUAGAUUCCUCAGCAAACCUAAAAUCCUUGCCUGCCUCUACUCCAUGUUCACUACUCUUAUGUGACACAAGAGUAACACACUGCUCACAUGGAAAAAUACAGCACCUGGCAGCUUGGUAGACAACAAAGUGAACUGGUAAAUACAUAAAUCAUACUAAAGACAAUCUGCCUGCUGUUUACACACACACGCUCACGCUCACGCAUGCCACACACACACACACACACACACACACACACACACACACACACACACACACACACACACACUACUAGUUCAACAACAACAAAAACAACCACCGUUGAAUCAGUACAGCCAUAUCAAAACAGCUUUUACUAUGGGCAUAUAAUAUGUUAUCUGGAACUGGUAUCUUUAACUAAAUGUAUCAUGGGUCAAAUCAAAUCAAAUCAAAUUUUAUUGGUCACAUGCGCCGAAUACAACGGGUGCAGACAUUACAGUGAAAUGCUUACUUACAGCCCUUAACCAACAGUGCAUUUAUUUUAAACAAAAAAAGUAAGAAUAAAACAACAACAAAAAAAGUGUUGAGAAAAAAAAGAGCAGAAGUAAAAUAAAGUGACAGUAGGGAGGCUAUAUAUACAGGGGGGUACCGUUGCAGAGUCAAUGUGCGGGGGUACCGUUGCAGAGUCAAUGUGCGGGGGCACCGGCUAGUUGAGGUAGUUGAGGUAAUAUGUCUAAAAUAUAGCCUACAUUGAACAAGAUUACAAUAUAUUUACAUAACAUUUGUAUUAGUAUUUGGUAGGGUGUAUAUAUGAUUUUUCUGUUAGGCUAAGAGUGAGCUGUUUGGCAAAAAAAGAACGCUUUGUUUUAAUGGUAACAGCAGAUUGCAAUCAGGCCUUCAUUCCAUAAGGAUCAUCAAUGUUGUGACUUGGCAAAACAGUCUGCCACUGUAGAGAAAAUAAGAUGACUACAUUGAAUUGGUCAGUGAGUUUACAGUUCUACCUAAAUACACACAGGUUGCGCAUACAUACGAGUGUGUAUAUGUGUAUGUAUGUGUGCAUGCCAUGCAUGCGUGUGUGCGUUUGCAUGCACUGUGUGCGUGCACGUGAGUAUGUGUUUGUGUGUUUCUCUGGACAAGAGGUUCACUAGCGCAACAAGUCGAGCAACAUGUCUUCACUGACACAUCGAAUGGCUUGUCCUAGUUUCUCUCUGUCCUCCCUCUGACUGCCUCCCUUUCUUCUUUGUGUACUCUUCCUCCCCCCAUCUCUUGGCCUCUGUCUUCUUUCCAAUCACAUCUCUCUAUUCUCUACACCUCCUCUGUUCUCAUACUUUCUGUCGCUCACUUCCUAAAGUAUAUGGAAGGACAGUGAGGAAAGUGUCAGACUACAAAUCCUCAGUCAUGGUUCAGUGCAGUCUUCCUCUCUCUCUCUCUCUCUCUCUCUCUCUCUCUCUCUCUCUCUCUCUCUCUCUCUCUCUCUCUCUCUCUCUCUCUCUCUCUCUACACUGUAACAUUGUGUUGUAUUUCUAUUGUAACUGUCUUUAUCCUGUGUUUUUUUAAAUGAUGUCAACGAUGCCACACACAUUUUCCACAAGGGGACAAUAAAGUCAACAAAUAAAAAGUCUCUCUUUCUCUCCCCUCUCCCCCUCCAUCUCUCCUUCCCACGCUCUCUCUCCCCCAGUUGCUGUGGUGCAGGGGGACUUUGUGGAGCCCUCUCCCCUGUUCUUAAUGCGCUCCCUGGCCGAGGCUGAGACCCGGCUGCCCUGCCAGUUCAAGGUGGAAGUGGGCCAGGUGGUGGUUCAGGUCUGUAGCAUGAUUUACUACAGUACCCAUAGUGCUCUGUUCAACAUAUCUGGUUUUAUCUUAGAAAAGACGUCCCUAACAUAAUGGUCUCGUCUCUCAUUGUCACAGGUCACCUGGACCAAGGAGAAAGCAGAUGGCACCAAGGACCAGAUCAUCACAGUACACCACACCGCCGGACACACAGGUAGGACACACACGUAUAGGUGUUAAAGUACUAAGAGUGUCAACCAUCCAUCUCUUUAUAUUACAUUGGUCGUUCAUCUGCUUUGCUAGCACUCGAAGCCUCACAAGUUAUAUUUUGAGUAGAUGAUGAAACCACAGAUGCAGUUUUAACGUAACUACUCCAUCUCACUCUUUUUGCCACCCCAAUAUCUCACUUCCUCUCUAUCUCUCUUUCUAUCUCUGUCUUCCACUCUCUCACCCCUGCCCCUCUUUAUCCUCCCCCCCCCCCCCCCCCCCCCUCCUCUCCUCCCCUUCUCCUCCCUCUCCCCCCUCUCUUCCCCCUCUCUCCCUCUCUCAGAGUUUGGUCAGUACUCGGGGCGUGUGCGGUUUGGCAGCAGUGAGCCCACGGUGGACUCGUCUCUGAUCAUCAUGAACACUGUGGAGUCAGACGAGGGCAGGUACAACUGUCACAUCAGCACCUUCCCCUCUGGGAACUUCGAACGACAGCUGUCACUCACCGUGUGGAGUAAGUCCCUCCCCUUACUUCCCCUUCCUCAUUGUAUUCCUUUGACUGAUGAUGAUGAUGUUUACAGGUGUCAGUUGUAGUAUUACUAGCUGAAACAAUAGCUUUAGUGGUGAUAGUAGUCAUGUGAGCCACAACUGUCAUUGUAACUGUCAGUGUAUCCAGCUGUCUGAGUUUUUUUAGGAUAACAUUUCCUCAAAGCACUGAUCUGAGUUUUUUAAACACCUACCUAACAGAGCACAUUAGAUCUCAGCCUGGGUCAUAAAGCUGAUCCUAGUUCAGUGUUUAAGAACUUCCACCCCCUGAAGCAUCAUGUCACAAUGAUCUAGGAUCAGCUUAACCUCCAAUUAACAACUAAGACCAGUUCUAAGAUCAGUUCUAAGAUCACCUCCCCAAGCACUAAGACCAGGGAAUAGUUUAUUCCUAUCCCUGAAGGAAGUCUGACAUUUGACCCUUGACCCCUGCAGCCACACCCAUCUCUUCCCUGGACCCUGUGAUCCUUGUCGAGGGCCAGUCCUUCCGAUUGGCCGCGUCCUGCCGCUCUGUGGCCCGCCCUCCGCCCCACCUCUCUUGGGACACAGACCUAAUGGGCCAAAAACACAACAGGAGCUCGGAGGGCGGGUCAGUCUCCACCCACUUCUCUCUGCACCCCCUGAGGAGUAUGAACGGGAAGAGGCUGGACUGUCUGGUGUGGCACCCGGCUCUGGAGGGACCCCGCAGGAUCACCAACAACCUGGUGGUGCACUGUGAGUUUAGACUUCACAUUAAAAGAUCCAAUGCAGCCGUUUUUUUAUCUCAAUAUCAAAUCAUUUCAGGGUAACAAUUAAGUACCUUACAGUGAUUGUUUUCAAUUAAAAUGGUCUUCGCAAAGGGCAAUUUCUCAAGCAAGACAUUUUACUAGGGGAUUUUUUGUUGCUGCUGUUAUUGGCAGAGAGAUUUGGAACUCUCUUUCUUAUUGGUCUAUUAACUAAUUUACUGCAUGGUGAUGUCACCAUGGAAGGCCAAAACUCCAUCCCACCAAAACAGGCUGAAAUUUCAGGCAGUCUUUUAAAACAGCUCUUACACUAUCAGCAUUUUCAUCAUUCUCACAAUUUCACAGUAUUAUUCCAACCUCAGUGUGGAAAUAUAUAUAAAAUAUAGGAAAAUCACGUUUUUGACUGCACUGGGCCUUUAACUAUAAGUCUAGAUGUGAGAUGAAAUACAAUUUUUAAUUGUGAUACCUUACUACACGUUUAUACAGACUUCUAUGCCUUCGGUGACUUUUCCGUUUAAUAUUGCCCUCUUUAUUUAAAGUCCCUGGUAGAAUUCAGAAUCCCUCAAUAUAUCAUGACUAAAGUAACUUUAUUGUAAGUUGACUGUGCUUCUUUCUCACCAAGAAGAUAUUUUACAGAUAAUUUUUUAUCCUGCCUUUAUUGUUAGCUUGUGUAAUUGUGGAUUUCUGUGUAUCUGCCAGUAAAACAUUAUGACUCUGAUCAUGUUCCUCUGUUCUAGAUCCUCCCAAUGCAGAGAUCUCAGGGUUUGAUCAGAACUGGUAUGCUGGUCUGGAGGAAGCUGCCCUCAGCUGUGUCAGUGGAGGGAACCCCAAACCACAGAGUUUCAUCUGGACC